This is a messenger RNA of Bufo bufo (common toad), 2796 nucleotides long. Its product is annotated as ranBP-type and C3HC4-type zinc finger-containing protein 1-like. Lineage: Eukaryota; Metazoa; Chordata; Amphibia; Anura; Bufonidae. Gene Ontology annotation, biological process: proteasome-mediated ubiquitin-dependent protein catabolic process; protein linear polyubiquitination; positive regulation of canonical NF-kappaB signal transduction. The record is from RefSeq and is a predicted model, not a curated record. The coding region runs from base 60 to 2147 and encodes 695 amino acids. Gene Ontology annotation, cellular component: LUBAC complex. Gene Ontology annotation, molecular function: ubiquitin-protein transferase activity; ubiquitin binding. The transcript is spliced from 14 exons.
GCCACCAGGGGUCGCGGAUCACCAGGAAGUGAGAGCUGAGCUCCCCAGCCCGGGGAGACAUGGCGUGCGGGGGUCUCGUCCCCUCACAGCCGCUGCUCACGGUGCUGGUGUCGGCCCGGGCCUGGCUGGAGGAAGCGGGGAGCGUCCGGGACACCGUGAAUCUACAGCUGAGUGUGGAUCCCGAGAGAGCCGGGGAUUUCCGCCUGUCCGUGCGGAGGAGCCAGGCGGCGGCGGCGGCCCGGGGCCCGGCAGGACUGAUAAUUGGGGACUUCCAGCUGCGGGACGUCCUGUACGACAUGCAGACCCCCCGAUGCCACCAGCUCACCGUCCUGGGGCGGCCCCCCCGCAUCAUGACGUUUCAAUUCGACGAUGAACAGGAAGCGCAGAAAUGGUGGACGGUGGUGAGCAGCUCCGUGCGGGAAGCCAGGAGAGUUGCGCAGCCUCACGUGGAUGUUCUGGGAUCGAAGCCCCCGCUCGCGAACAAGCCCCGCCUCCUACCAGACGUCAUUGGGUUUAAAUCCCCAACUACAGAAGACGAACCACUAAAAGGGCCGACAGAUCUGUGCACAAAAGAGGAUUUGGCGGUGCGGCUCGGCAGGUGUAUUGAAGCCGGGGAUCAGGUGUUGGCGGCACAGUACGCCUCGGAGCUUGCUAAGCAGAAGGUUCCGGUUCAGCUCCAGCUUAAGCCUCUCUGCUACCCAAAGAAUGAGAUCUGCAUGAAGGUCGGGGUGGAGGACGCCUCGGCGUCUGUUAACAUCUCCACGUACGUGAACGCUCACACUACAAUCGCCCUUCUGAAGCAGCAGAUUCUUCGUGAGUACCAGUUCCAUCCCAGCAUCCAGCGCUGGAUUAUCGGCCAGUGUCUCUGCUCCGACGACCGCACAGUUGGCUCUUACGGCAUUAGGAAAGACGGAGAUACCGCGUUCCUUUACCUGCUGGGGGCUAAGCAGGCGAAACUGACUCCGCAAGAUCAGUGUGCCAGCAGCAUCUUCCAGCCCUUCCCCCUGCUGCCCGCCUCCGCCUGGGACGAGCGCGCCAAGUGUAACACUGUGCCUGCUAGGCCGAGUGUGAAGAAUGGCGUUUCACAAGUUUUCCAGCCAGAGAAGAUGGAGCAGCCACCUAACAACUUGGGCCUGGCAUUACAGUUUUUAAACCAAAAGCACCAGAUUCCACCGGUGCCCCCUUCUCCCGCACAGCCCGGUUGGUCAUGUCCCCAGUGCACCUUCAUAAAUAAACCCACCCGCCCCGGCUGUGAGAUGUGCAGCGCUGACCGCCCGACGGACUACGUGGUGCCAGAGGAGUAUAAGCCAGAUGAGAUUGAGCGCCGCAGGCUGCAGCUGGAGAAGGACAGCUUUCAGCAGUACAACAAAGCUCUGGAGGAGGAGCGGCAGCAGAAUUUCCUGCAUAUCCUACAACUGGACAAUGAGGUUCUCAUCCCCAACCAGGAGCCCAUAGAAUGCCGAAUCUGCUACUCCGAUGUCCCAGCGGGAGGUGGGGUUCUCCUGAGGGAGUGUCUCCAUAGUUUCUGUAGAGAAUGUCUCAGACAAGUGGUGAACUGCUGUGAGGAUCCUGAGGUGUCCUGCCCUUUCCGGGAUGAGACAUACGCCUGUGACCGAAAGCUGCAGGAGAGAGAGGUCCGAGCGUUGGUGUCAGCGGGCGAGUACACCCGCUUCCUGGAGCGCGGCCUGGUGGUGGCGGAGAGCAGAAGCCAGAACAGUUACCAUUGCCGGUCUGCGGACUGUAAAGGAUGGUGCAUCUACGAAGACUCGGUCAAUGAGUUCAUCUGUCCUAUUUGUGACGCUCAGAAUUGCCUGAUCUGCAAGGCCAUACACGAUGGGAUGAACUGCAAAGAAUACCAGGAUGAUCUGCGCAUCCGCGCUCAAAAUGACACAGCCGCUAAACAGACCAGCGACAUGCUGAAGACCCUGGUGCAGAUGGGGGAGGCCAUGUACUGUCCAGCGUGUAGGAUUAUUGUCCAGAAGAAGGACGGCUGCGACUGGAUCCGCUGUACCAUGUGUCAGACCGAGAUAUGCUGGGUCACCAAGGGCCCUCGCUGGGGGCCACAGGGCCCCGGGGACACGUCUGGGGGAUGUCAGUGCAACAUGAACGGAAGGAAAUGUGAUCCAAGAUGUCAGAAUUGUCACUGAUCAUUAGCAAGGCGACAGAGACGCUGCUCAUCCGUUAUAUCCAAGGAUCUGCCUCAUCGCCGCCUCUGUGCCUCGCGCCUCGUUGAUGUAACGCCAAUGGUAAUCCUGGAUGGAAAGAAGCGACUGCUGACGAGGUGCUCUCCGUAACCGAAAGAUGCAAUGACGCCUCCUCACGACAGGAGGCGCCACUCGCUCCUACAUUUCACAGACCCUGAUACGCACUGCGCGCAGGGGGCGGAGACGCCCGUGGUUUUUGUACAGAAGAUCUGAUUUUUUUUUUUUGUCUACUUUUUUAUUUCACAUUUAAAGGGAAACUCCACUUAUAGUUGUUAUCACAGAAGGUCACGUGACAGCGGGUCCUUGAGCCGGGGACUCUAUAAAUGAAGACGCCCUGCCGCUCCCUUGAUUUCUACCGUUUUCCUCUUCAGUAGAUUCAGGCGACUUUGUGUGACAGUACGGUCGAUCCGAUCUGAAAAUAUAAAAUCCACCCCGACCCCCAUGUAUGUAAGGCCAGCAGAACCGGCCAGUUCACUCCUUCCUCUUCCUCAAGGCUCCUGCAUCUAAAGGGAAAGCAUAGGGGCAAUCUGCCUAACAGCCAGCAGAAUUGUGACUGCAGCUUUGGGUGUGACUGCAGUAGAAGACAUGAUUU